GCAGAAGAUCCCGAAGAUCAACUACCAGAAAACAAAUACCAGCGCAUGGUUUGGGAAGCAUUUGAGUCGCCUACGUCAUCUGUGGUUGCUAGGUUACUGGCUGUCGUUUCGCUUGGUAUCAUCUUGAUAUCCAUCGUGGUAUUUUGUAUCGAAAGUUUACCCAGCUUGAAAGAUAUGGAAGUUUGGUUUAUGAUUAGCGCCGUAUGCAACGCCUGGUUCACUGUAGAGUAUAUAAUCCGGCUUGCCUGCGCUAAGAACAAGUUAACGUUUUUGAAAGGGACUUUAAAUAUCAUCGAUAUUUUGUCAAUUUUGCCAUUUUACAUUGAUCUUAUCAUGAAAAGCGUUAACGCAACGGGCGGAGCGCUGGAAGUACUUCGUGUUUUGCGAGUCGUGAGAGUUGUCCGUAUUUUCAAACUAACACGUCAUUCCAGAGGGUAAUAGCAAUUUAUCUUUUUAUUUAUUUAUUUGUUUGUUUGUUUGUUUGUUUAAAUAUAUUACAUUAAUGUCUUUGCCCAAUUCACCCGAGAUAGAGGCCCGUGAUACACGAGUAAAAAUUUCACAGCUUUUCAACAAGACGUGUUCGCAUUGCUUGUCAGUCCAAGUUGUUGACAAGUCUGGAACAAGUUGUUAUCAUCUUGUAACAAGGUUGAUGGGGCCAACAACAGACUCGCAACAUGUUGUUCCAACAAGUCUGACAUCGUCUGCAUUUAACAAGUUGUUAACAAGUUAAUGACAACAAGCUCGUAACAACUUGUUACGAACAGCUUGUAUUAGUCUUGUUGGAACAACUUGUACCAAGUCUGUUCUCGGUAUCAACCUUGUAACAAGGUGAUAACAACUUGUUCCAGACUUGUCACAACAACUGGGAACAAGCAGUGCGAACACAUCCUGAUAUCGGCUUGACCAACAACCUUGUUACAACGUGUUUACAGAUUUGUAAAAACUGCCUGUUUUUACGUGUAUACUUCUUAAUGAGGACGGAAAACAGGAUUUCCCGGAGAAAAAACGUCAAAUCACAGAAGAGAACAAACUAUAAUUAUUUUCUGCUUAUCUACACUAAAUUCCCUUCCAUCCACCCCCUGUGCAGGCUGGGACAGCACGCUAAUCUCAUUUGCUAUUCGUUUAGGUUAUAUAUCCUUGGCCAUACACUGAAGUCGAGUCGAAGCGAGUUGUUUAUGUUGCUGUUGUUUAUGAUCAUGGGCGUGAUAUUGUUUGCAAGUGGUGUAUAUUAUUGUGAGAAUACGGAAAAUACAGAACAAUUUCCCAGUAUUCCUCAUUCUUUCUGGUGGGCCAUCGUUACCAUGACAACGGUAGGAUACGGUGACGUAUCACCCAAGACUAACCCAGGUAGGUCACGUGCAUAUAUAUACAGUGUCGUAAUGUAUCUUCGGACCCGUUAAUAUAACUCCCCUUUAUCGAGACGGGACGGAAUGAGAAGUGUAGGUUUCCAAAAUUCCUCCUGUUGUAACACUGCAUAUGAUGUCAUUAGGUGAAUUGCAAAUUAGUUUUCCAUUGUUUUUUGUACCAAAACGUCACCAAAUGACAUCAUAUCUGAAAACUUUGACAGUGAAAAGGUUUAUGAAGGUGAGGUUUUUUACUUUUAAGAUACAUUACAUUUCUUCUCAGAAUGACCCAAAUAUUACACAUACCAAAAAUUAUAUCAGGGCCCUGAUUAUAUUUGGGGGUCGAUCGCGCUUUAAAUCGAGCUGGUCAAAGUACGAAAUUUCGGCACACUCCUUGCCAGCUUCAUUUUAACCGCGCAGACAAAAACAUAGAAAGGGAAUGGAACUGACGUCCAAAUGUUCAAUAGGCAAUUCUAGCUUUUAAUUUAUGCGCGCAGGGGGUGAUGGGAAGUAAGGUAUACUAUUGGAAGUAAGGUAUCAUAUAAGGUAUCAUGAUUAUGCUGAAAUAUUUCAAUAAAAACUGUAUAAGCUAUCACUCCGUGUUUACACGGCCACCAUUUUUAUUUUUUCAGCAUAAUCAGCAAUAUGAUACGCGCUUAUAUUUUAAUUCGCAAAAUUAGUAAUAUUCCGAAGUUUCGUUGUAAAAUGCGGACAAUAUAGCCUUGCGAAGUUUGCCGUUUUUCAGUCAUUUUGCAUUUAUACAAACGGGAAAUUGAUAAUCAGUUUGAUCAUCUGAUUAUCAAUUUCCCAUUUGUAAUCAAAAUGACUGAAAAACGGCAAACUUCGCAAGGCUAUAUUAUCCGCAUUUUACAACAUUUUGCAACGAAACUUCGGAAUAUUACUAAAUUUGCGAUGCUCUUUCAAGCUGUGAUGAAAUUUUUGUCCAGACUUGCCUAGAUCAAAAUUUCACUUAAAAGGGAAAGGUCUAUUACCUAUAGCUCUUCGAUUUGCGCUAUCUUGCCUCAGUAUAUGAAUAUAUUUAUUUUAUUACCUAUAUAUAGGUAAAGUCAUUGGGGCAAUGUGUGCGUUAUCAGGUGUACUUGCCAUCGCCUUGCCUGUCCCCGUCAUUGUUAGCAACUUCGAGUAUUACUACAAGGAAGAGCUCGCCCGACAGAUUGCCGAGCAGUCCCGACAGGAGCGAAGAGCCCGCGAGGAAAACGCGAACCACCUCCCACUUCAAAUCCCACCACCUCUGUCCAGCUCGAUAAGUAACAUUGACCAAGAAAUUUUGGAGUUGAAAGGGGUGAAGCCCGCACAUAGCCGACAAGAUCUUGGAAACCAUUAUUCCAAAUUGUCACCGAAAACAACGCCAAGUACCCCCAGGAGAAGGGUUGAAACGGUGUUGUGA
Paramuricea clavata is the source of this 2751-nucleotide messenger RNA. The record is from the annotation of a GenBank genome assembly. NCBI's taxonomy places the organism in Eukaryota, Metazoa, Cnidaria, Anthozoa, Malacalcyonacea, Plexauridae.